CCCGACCUCGCAGCACGGUGUUUUUGGGACACUGGAUCCUUUACAGAUUCUGCGCAACAUUGCAGCUCCGAGUCCAGGCCCCACCGCAUCACCUGCGGCCGGGGGCGGGGUGUGGGAUUCGCUAGGUAUGGGCGCCGGUGCACGAGUGAGGGGCACUUACAGGCAGCAGGCGGUGACCUCGUAUUCCAGCGACCCGCUGGAGCACGCAUGGCACCUGCAGAUCAUGCGAUUCAUUGUCGAGAGCGGCAUGCCGUUCAACUGUGUGAAGCUUGAGAGCUUCAAACGCAUGUUGACGUUGAUCAUCCCGCCUGGGGUUCCAGGAGUCCCCACCCCAAAACCCCCAACGUAUCACAUGAUCCGUACCACACUUUUGGAUGAGCUUGAUGUGGAAGUCCAAAAGUGUGUGAAACCUGUCCUCGCUACUGCAGCUACCUACGGUUGCACGAUAAUGACAGACGGUUGGAUGAACAUUCGGGGCCAAACGUUGUGCAACUAUCUCGUCGGCACUACACGGGGCGCCACAUACGUCGCGACAGAUGUUAUGCGAGGAAAGAAGGAUGCCACUGCUCUGGCGCAGGCUUGGCUGCGAAGGUUGAAGUUCCUUGACAUCAAGCUUGCCGACAUCACCGCUUUCGUCACAGACUCUGCCAGUUCGAACGUUUCUGCGAUGGAGGUGUUCCAGAAGGAUGAGAGUGUCAAGCACAUCUUCUGGAUUCCUUGUGUGGCACACGUCAUGGACCUCAUCCUUGAGGACAUCGGCAGCAUUGACUAGGUGGCGACCCGCAUUGCUCAGGCGCGUUUGGUCACAAAGUUUUUCAAGCGUCAUAGCCACGCUCGCGAAGUUUUGCAAGCUUUCACG
This is a messenger RNA of Chara braunii, 859 nucleotides long. NCBI's taxonomy places the organism in Eukaryota, Viridiplantae, Streptophyta, Charophyceae, Charales, Characeae. The record is from the annotation of a GenBank genome assembly.